Molecule: messenger RNA, 3870 nt
Organism: Malassezia pachydermatis
Lineage: Eukaryota; Fungi; Basidiomycota; Malasseziomycetes; Malasseziales; Malasseziaceae
Product: kinesin-like protein
Exons: 6
Coding region: 1-3870 (1289 amino acids)
Biological process (GO): microtubule-based movement; mitotic spindle assembly
Cellular component (GO): nucleus; spindle microtubule
Molecular function (GO): ATP binding; plus-end-directed microtubule motor activity; microtubule binding
Source: RefSeq, a predicted model, not a curated record
AUGGCGUCGUCGCAGCAGGGUGGCCCAUCUACGUCGGCCACGACGAUGGAGGUCGACGAAGGGCCUCAGUAUACUUGGCUGUAUGGAUUGUAUGGUCAUGCAAGUAGUGUGACGGCUGUGUCAUUCUCGUACGAUGGCUCUAUGGUGGCUACGUGUGGGUCUGAUCACCUUGUGCAGAUUUGGGAGACGCGGACAGGCCGUGUAUUGCAUACCUUGCGUGGUCACACAGACGGUGUGAACGAUCUAUGCUGGACGCGUGACUCGCGCUAUGUUGCGAGCGCUUCUGACGAUCGAAGUGUGCGUCUGUGGGAUGCCCACGAGGGCACCUUGUUUCGCACGUUCCAAGGCCAUACCUCGUAUGUCAUGUGCCUCGCAUGCCAUCCUCUUAGCACUAUGCUGGUAAGCGGUGGCUUUGACGAGACCAUUCGGCUAUGGGAUCUCCAGCGUGGGACGUGCCAUCGAACGAUUGCUGCGCAUUCAGAAGCUGUGACAGAUGUGGAUUUCUGUGGUGACGGCACGAUGAUCGCUACAUGCUCCAAUGAUGGCCUUAUUCGUAUCUGGGACACCAAUGCAGGCAUAUGUCUUCGAACGUUACAGCAUGACGACAAAGCCCCCGUGGCAUCUGUGCAAUUCUCACCGUCGUCCUUGCAACUCCUUGUGUCCAGUCUUGACAGCGCUGUGCGUCUAUGGGAUAUUGCGAAUGCUCGUGUUCUCAAAACAUAUACCUCUCAUGUGAAUAAGCAGUAUGCCAGCACGGCGAUCUUUGUGUACCAACGCGUCGGCGACCAACUGCAGGUGUGGGUCGCCUGCGGCAGUGAGGACCGCAAAAUAUACCUAUGGGAUGUGCAGACAAAGCAAGUCGUCGCGACGAUCCCUGGCCACCGUGAUACUGUGAUCUCUCUUUCAGCACAUCCUACGCUUCCGCUCCUCGCCUCCGCCAGUCUCGCGCAGGACGCGAGCGCGAAAGGUCGUAGCGCGUCGCGCCUCGACGCGAGGCCCCAGGGAUCGCGAGCACGACGACGACGACCGAUGGCGUCUGUCCGGCGUACGCAGGUAGGCGUGCGUGCACCUGGUCGGACAGUAUCGGCCGGUGCACCGCCGAGUACGAUGUCGCGGCCUGCACCGCAAGGGCGAUCCGUGUCGGCAUCGCAUAUGGCCGACGAACGCAAGCGAGGUGUGGAAGCCUCCAUGCGUGUGCUCGUGCGUGUGCGUGGCACGGCGCCACGGGAGGAGAGCGUAUUUGAGACAGAAGGCACGCAGGGGACGUGUCUCACUGUUGUCUCAGAGACCCCUGCCACGUCUACCUCUCGUGCUGUGCCACGGUCGAAGACGUACUCGUUUGAUCGUGUGUUCAGUGCCGAGGCCGAUCAGAAUAUGGUGUACACUGACGCCAUGAGUGUGAUGCUGAACGAUGUACUUUUAGGCUACAAUUGCACUGUUUUUGCGUAUGGCCAAACCGGGACCGGCAAGACGCAUACGAUGGAGGGCGAUUUGUCGUCGUACAUGGAAACGUUUGCUCCUGAGGCUGGUGUGAUUCCACGGACACUGUAUCGUCUUUUCCAUGUCCUGGAUGUGCGUGGCGACGACUUUGCUGUGAAAAUGUCGUUGGUCGAGCUGUACAAUGAAGAGCUGCGUGACUUGCUGCGCGAUGAAGCCUCGUCCUCGUCGCACUCACAGCUGCGCAUGUUUGAUGAUACCCGAGGUCGUGGCGUUGUGCUGCAGGGGCUGGAAGAAGUGCCGCUGGUCAGUGCAGAGCAUGGCCUUCGCCUCCUGCAGCAAGGCAGUAUGCGGCGGCAUACGGCCUCUACGCGCUGCAACGAUGUGUCCAGUCGUUCUCACUGUGUCGUGACCUUUACUGUGCAAGUCAAAGAGACGGGCUUGCAUGGCGAAGAGCUUAUGCGUACGGGCAAAAUGAACCUAGUCGACUUGGCCGGCAGCGAGAGCAUUGGCCGCAGUGGCGCGGAGAACAAGCGCGCUCGAGAGGCUGGGCAUAUCAACCAAAGUCUUCUUACGCUGGGCCGUGUGAUCAAUGCCUUGGUCGACGGCAGUGCGCAUAUUCCCUAUCGCGAGUCUCGACUCACGCGCAUGCUUCAAGACUCGUUGGGCGGUCGAGCAAAGACAUGCAUUAUCGCUACGGUGAGCGACGACCGUGCGAACUUGGAAGAAACGCUCUCGACGUUGGACUACGCGUCGCGGGCCAAGUCGAUCAAGAACCGCCCUGAAGCGAAUCAGCGCGUAACGCGGGCGGCGUUGCUGCGUGAGUACGUGCAGGAGAUCGAUCAGCUACGCAGCGAUCUCGCCGCGACACGCACGAAGCAGGGGAUCUAUAUUAGCGAAGAGAACUGGGCGCGUAUGGAGAAAGAGAAAGCCGCCUUGCAUCGGCAUAUCGACGAGCAGAAACGUGCUGCGGAUGUGGCUGCGAGUCAGCUGGCGAGUCUUCAGGAGCAGCUCGAGCAGAACACGCGGGUGCUGGCGAAGCGGGACGCCGACGCUGCGCAGAUGGAGGCCGCCCAUGCUACGCGGCUGCAAGACCUCGAGCAGGCACUGAGUCAUGCGGCGCACUUGUCAGAGCAGUUGCAGGAGGAGACCAAGCUGCACCAUGCGCAUGCCGCGAGCGAGAAGCAGCUCAACCACGUCGCGCAUGAGCUGCGGCAGUUGGCAGAGCAGGCGACCGCCGAUGUGCAUGGCCUCUUUGCGAAGCUGGAACGGCGCACGAAUGCGGAUCAGCAUACCCACCAAGCGCUAGCGCACUUUUCGCAGCAGCUUCGCGAGGCGCGGCAGCGUGUGGAUGCCAGUGCCAAGACCGACAUCCCCCGUGCGCUGACACGCAUGAUGCAGACAUGGGGCGAAGAGCAGGGGGCUUUGGAGCAGGCGCUGCAGGAACGUCUGCUUUCGUUGACGCCGAGCUUGGAUGCGGCGAUGCUCACAGAUGUACGUACGUCGCUGCAUUCCAUGAUCACGUCGCACAUGCAGAGCCUGCACGAACAGCACAGUGCAUCGCUUCAUGCGCUCGUGCAGGCGGCUGAGACGCAAGCGGCGGAUCUCACAUCUCUCGAGAACGCGUACGAGGCGGCUACGCAGGCAUGGUCGCAGCAUCUGCGCGCCAUGGAGCAGGGCUACGAGAGCAUGGCAUGCCGACAGCGUCGCAAUGCCGAGACUUGGGCGUCUACACAGGCCACCCAGAAAGAGGCAUGGCACGCGUACGAAGCGGCGAUGGCCGCCCAAGCCGAGGCUGUCCAGCGUGCGUUGUCGACGUUUGUCGACACACAUGCGCAGCAGUCACGUACGCUUGCGUCGAAGCUCCACGACGAGGCCAGUACUGAGGCAUGGCACGCCUCGAUGGCGUAUGCGGACGACGUGCAUACGCAGCUGCUCUCGCAAGCACGCACAGCUAUGGCGACGCCGUACCAAGCAUGGGACGAUGCAUGGCACGCCGUGCACGCCAGCGCGGCGUCUUCGCAUCGUGCGCUGGCGUCGCAUCAUGACGUGCUGGAGACGACCGUGCCAUCGACGUCCAAGCAUAUGCACCAUGCGCUGGACGAAGCGUUGGCGCCUGUCCAGGCACAGUACGAUACAGCGUACAAUGCCGCCGAGGCUGCGUCGCACAUGGCCGAGCAUGUCCAGCAAGCCCUUGCGGCUAUGGACGUGACCUCGGCGGCGGCGGACGUCGUCUCCGAUGCGACGCACGCACACCAACGUAUGCAAGCGGCCGCGUCUAGUAUGGCGGAGCUGGAGCGUGCGUUUGUGCCGUUGGCUGCGCCUGCGCUGGCCUCGACGGGCGAGACACCGCAGCGUAGACCGCCUGCGCGUCUCCCGACAUGGGGCACGGUGCCGCCGAACCGCCAAGAGGCCCUGAGCUGGGAGCAGUGA